AUGUCGCUUAGAACUCAACGUUUCCUUUCACUCUCACAAACCAUUCCAAGCAAAUUAACACUUCCAAGUUCUUGGUGGUGCCAACACUUAUGUAACCUCCAUCACAUAUCCAGUUCCGAUAUUUGUCGCUUGGCUAAGCGCAGUUUAUUUUUGGCUCUCAUGAAAAGGAUUCUGCCCUUCUUGUAUCCAGGAAAGUGCAAGCGCAAAGUCAAAAUUGAUGAGACUACUGCUAAUGAUCAUAGUACAAGUUACAGAAGAAUAGAAUGCCGACAUAGGAGAAGACAAAAAAAGAGUCUUAAAUGUAAGGUGGAUAGCACAUGCCAAGUUAAAUGUACUCUUCAAAGAGUAAAAAAAAUAAGUAAUGCAGCAGCUAGUUUUGCAUUACAGAUUUACUCUAUAGAAUUCUUAUUUUCCAAAAUACGGAUAAGAUUCUAUGUCACAAUAGUUGGAACGGGUUGUGUUUAUUCUGAUGCCAGAAACAUGAAAAAGUGCUCAAGAACAAGUCCUUCUAAAUCAAGUCAUGUCGUCACGAAGCUUCAUGCUCACCAAUCUAAAUCCACUUGUGACUUUGCUUACACAAUUUGUGUUGCUUCUACUCCAAAAUAA
Molecule: messenger RNA, 606 nt
Organism: Echinococcus granulosus
Lineage: Eukaryota; Metazoa; Platyhelminthes; Cestoda; Cyclophyllidea; Taeniidae
Exons: 5
Coding region: 1-606 (201 amino acids)
Source: RefSeq, a predicted model, not a curated record